AUGCAUCCCCCAGCACGUCAGCACUCAACCGGCUCGCUGGAUCAGUUCGAUCCAGUGAUGGUGACUCCAGUCAUUGGAAAUGAGUUCACCAAUGGGAGCUGUAACAUUGUCGACGAUAUCCUGCGUGCUCCAGACGCCGACCAGCGCAUUCGUGACUUGGCAAUUAUGAUUGCCGAACGAGGAGUUGUCUUCUUCCGUGCCCAGGAUAACCUCACCAACGACCUUCAAAAGGAGUUGGUUCUUCGAAUGGGUGAAUUGACCGGCCGCCCAUCGACUCACGGCCUACACAUUCACCCAGUUACGAACGACGCUCGCGAGUUCGGCGAUCCGGACCCAGCUAUUAGCACCAUCCACUCAGAGGGACGCAAGAAGCUGUACAAAGGAUCCAACUAUACCAAAAUGGCAGCUGUCUGGCAUAGUGAUAUCUCCUUUGAGCCAGCCCCAGCUGACUUCUCGUCGCUGCGCUUGACCCAGCUGCCAAAGACUGGCGGUGAUACUCUUUGGGCGUCGGGAUAUGAGGUUUACGAUCGAAUCAGCAAGCCUUAUCAGAAGUUCUUGGAGACCUUGACUGCGACCCACGACGGUGAGGGCUUCAGGCGUAUGGCUCAGUCGGGUAAAUUCCAGAUUUAUGAUAAAGAGAGAGGAUCGCCUAAAAAUGUUGGGGGCGAUCUUUAUGCAAUUCACCCUGUUGUGCGAACUAAUCCAAUUACUGGCUGGAAAUCUAUCUUUCCAAUUGGUUCAUUCCCCUCUUGCAUUAACGGACUGAACCGACGAGAGAGUGCAAAUAUGCUACAGUGGUUCCAUGACCUUAUUACAUAUGGUCAUGAUCUCCAGGUGCGCUUCAAGUGGAACCACCCGAACGAUAUAGCGAUUUGGGAUAACCGCAGUGUCUUCCACACUGCAACAGGCGACCACGAGGGCUUUGGACCGCGCAGUGGAAACCGAGCCGUCGGUGUUGGUGAAGUGCCUUACUUUGAUCCUGCAAGCAAGUCGCGUCGGGAGGACUUGGGUAUUAUGGAGGACCUUGCUCCUUGCCAUCUGUAG
This is a messenger RNA of Penicillium daleae, 1044 nucleotides long. RefSeq names its product TauD/TfdA dioxygenase family protein. Gene Ontology annotation, molecular function: 2-oxoglutarate-dependent dioxygenase activity. The transcript is spliced from 5 exons. Bases 1 to 1044 code for a protein of 347 amino acids. The record is from RefSeq and is a predicted model, not a curated record. Gene Ontology annotation, cellular component: cytoplasm. NCBI's taxonomy places the organism in Eukaryota, Fungi, Ascomycota, Eurotiomycetes, Eurotiales, Aspergillaceae.